Molecule: messenger RNA, 423 nt
Organism: Macrosteles quadrilineatus (aster leafhopper)
Lineage: Eukaryota; Metazoa; Arthropoda; Insecta; Hemiptera; Cicadellidae
Exons: 4
Coding region: 1-423 (140 amino acids)
Source: RefSeq, a predicted model, not a curated record
AUGGUCUUACAGGCCGUAGUCGAGUUUCGGGCUGAACUUGUAAAAUUCAAGAAAAAAUACGACACGUCUCACAUCAAAAACUCUGAACCAGUUCAUAUAUGGGUUAUAGGUCCAGUGAUUGAUGCUGCUCUAGACCUGGGCGAUCUGAUAGCCAACAAACAUGGCUACCAGGCUAUCAGUGAGAAGUCUCUGUUAGAGGCCGAGGCCGCCACAGACAGCGACAGAGGCCGAGUGGUUAAAGCCAUCUUGGAAGAUAACGGCCUUGUGUCCAUGAGUAUAUUGGAGGACCUGAUCAUAGAGUCACUACUGGCUCGCUCUCCGGGACUCAAAGGGGUUGUAUUCUCCGACAUUCCCCGCUGCAAGUGCCAGGCUAAGAUGCUCAAGAGAAUCGUAACCAAACUUUGUAUUCAUUUAGAGACUUAA